Stegastes partitus (bicolor damselfish) is the source of this 7551-nucleotide messenger RNA. RefSeq names its product signal-induced proliferation-associated 1 (gene sipa1). Gene Ontology annotation, biological process: regulation of small GTPase mediated signal transduction. Gene Ontology annotation, molecular function: GTPase activator activity. The record is from RefSeq and is a predicted model, not a curated record. Gene Ontology annotation, cellular component: cytoplasm. Bases 890 to 4687 code for a protein of 1265 amino acids. The transcript is spliced from 17 exons. NCBI's taxonomy places the organism in Eukaryota, Metazoa, Chordata, Actinopteri, Pomacentridae.
UGUGUUUGAUGAGAAAGAGGGGGUUGGCUUUAGUGUGAUGUGAAUGGAAUAGAAUCAGCGCGAGAGGGAGAAAGAGGGAGGAGGACAGCACAAAUCAACCUGCCUCUUGACUUUAACAACAGAAUAGAGGAGCCGGCAGACGCAGAGAUCGGGAAGUGUGCGCGCGCCGUGUUGUUUUAUUUUAUUUUUGGAGAGAGGAAGAGAACAUCAGACAGGAGGAACUGAAGGAGGAGGAGAAAAGCAGCCUCACCGGGGAGAUAGAUAGCAGAAAAAUGCUGUCAUGGGGAGAGAAGGGGAGGGAGUCGGCAGAGAGGAACAGGAUGAAACAAGGCAGGGUCGAGCAGAACUGAAAUGUGGAGGUGGCAAGUGGAGGAGACCAAAACGGAGGCUGCAGGCACUGAAGAGUGCAAACGAACGGCUGCCAUGUUAGACAAGUCGAUACAGACAGGACCUCUCCAACACAGAGGGCAGAGAGUCGGGCUCCAGUGAUGAUCCUCUCAUCCUCACGCCACAGGAAGGAGCACCCCGCGACUGGAGUACCACCCAACCACACAUCUGCACACCUGGAUGGACCCGUGCAGCAAGCAACAGCUGCAUUUUCUCCUCUGUCUUCAUCAUUCACACUCAAGAAACUCAUUGACAACACGCGGCGUCUCGCAGGGGCCUCUAUGAGAGCCUCGAGGGUUGAGAAGGUUCACCAGUCUUAAGUGGUGUGAAUGAGGACUACAUUUGUUGCUUUCACUCAGCUGGAUUUUUCAUCUUCGUGCACAGUGUUCCCGCUUCACACCAGCACCAUAGAGACCAGGACAGAAAUUUAACUGGGAGAGCAGAAAGCUCUGGAACACAUUGGAGAAAACGUCACCGGACCGGAGUCAGUUUCUCAAGCACCAUGCAGUCAGAUGACCUCUUCAUCCGCAAGUUUCGCCGUCAGAAUGUGCGGCCGCCAAUCGCCACCGUUAACUUUGACCCCAAGCGGGAGGCCGGUGUGGUGGAGUGGCCCCCCAGGAGGGACGGCGACGGAGCCGAAGCGGACAGCCUCACUCCGAGCCGGGUGGGGCUGAACCUGCGGGGCAUGGGCCGGGGCCACAUCAUGCAGAGGAGCAACAGCGAUGUAACCUUAGGAGACCUGGACUCCUCUGGGAAGGCAGGGGGGAAAGCAGCUCGGGUGGUGGGUGAGAAGGUGGGUGCGGGCGCUCAGGGGGACUCAGGGGUGCUGCUACACAGGGAAUACGGCAGCUUGUCGUCGCUGGAAAGACAAACUCAAGCUCAGGAGCCGAGCGCAGAUGACCAGGGGCCCCUGAGCCCCAAUGCCCUCCGCUUCAAAGACCCUUUCCUGCUUUUAGGACUUCAGGGCAACCCUCCAGAGCCUGACGGAUUCUUCAGGGGUCUGUCCGUUUCAGGAGACUCCCCAAAACCUGCGAAGCCUCCGAAACCUGACAGUCUUAUUAAAAAGUCCAAACCUGUCCCCCCUCAGAUCCCUCAACCAGGUCCGUACGACAACAUCGGGGGCGGAGCCUGGGUGAGGAACUUUGCCCACUAUGACGUUCAGAGCAUCCUCUUUGACCUCACCGAGGCGGCCACAAACAGAGACAGCAUUGGACGGAAAAAGAAUAUCACCUCAGGGGCUUCGGCUGCCUCCCAGCUGCGCCCCCUCCCCCAGUCCACCCCUUCCUCACCUGCACAGGGCGGAGGAGGCAACGGGGCCAAUGCAGAUGACCCCGAGCAGUCGCUGCUGCUGGAUGAAGGCGACGGCAAUGAUAAUGAGCUCCUCCUCAGCUGCCCGCACUUCCGAAACGAGACAGGGGGAGACGAGCAGGUGGGUCUGGGUCGGUCCCAGGGCAGACGGGGACUGUGGUCAAGCCUGCGGACCCCCAACGAUGCCGUUUCGGUGCUGGAGGAGCCCAGAGAGAGUCACGUCCAGCUCCAGGGCAAGAGCAACUACUUUAUAGAGCAUGCCGACCUGGGAGCCCAUUACUAUCGCAAAUAUUUCUACAUGAAAGAACACCAGAACUUCUUUGGAAUGGAUGAUCGCCUCGGUCCAGUGGCCAUCAGUUUCCGUCGAGAGGAGAAGGAAGGAACCAGCGGAGCUCAGUACAAUUACAGAAUCAUCUUUCGCACCACAGAGAUGAAGACGCUGCGAGGUUCCAUCCUGGAGGAGUCGGUGCCCUCUGCUGCCCGUCACACGACCCCCAGAGGAUUGUCUCCCAAGAGGCUGCUGGAGUUCAUCAUGCCUGAACUAAACCUGCACUGUCUUCGCCUGGCCUCCAACUCCCCCAAGGUCCGGGACACCCUACUGAAGCUGGAUGAGCAGGGGCUGAACUUUCAGCGAAAGGUCGGGGUGAUGUACUGCCGGGCCGGCCAGAGCUCAGAGGAGGACAUGUACAACAACGAGAGCUCCGGACCAGCGUUUGAGGAGUUCCUGGAUCUGCUCGGGGAGCGGGUGCGGCUGAAGGGCUGGGAAAAAUACCGAGCUCAGCUGGACAACAAGACGGAUUCAACUGGAACACAUUCCCUCUACACGCGCUACCAGGACUACGAGAUUAUGUUUCAUGUGUCCACCAUGCUGCCCUACACAGCCAACAACACACAGCAGCUGCUGAGGAAGCGACACAUAGGUAACGACAUCGUGACGAUCGUGUUCCAGGAGCCCGGCGCGCUGCCCUUCACUCCAAAGUCCAUCCGCUCCCAUUUCCAACAUGUCUUCAUUAUCGUUCAGGUUCAUGAGCCCUGCACUGACAACACCUAUUACAGGGUGGCUGUGACACGCUCUAAAGACAUCCCAUUAUUUGGCCCUCUGUUCCCUAAGGGCGCCCGCUUCCCUCGCUCGCCGGCCUUCAGAGACUUCCUCCUGGCAAAAGCUGUGAACGCUGAAAACGCCGCGGAGAAGUCGGAGAAGUUCCGCUCCAUGGCCACGCGCACGAGGCAGGAGUACCUGAAGGACCUGGCGGAGAACUACGUGACCACCACGCCCAUCGACUCCUCCACCAAGUUCCCCCUGCUCUCUCUGGGCGGCAAGCGCAAAGACAAGCUGAAGGGCGCCAAGGGGGCCGAGCUGCACAGUGCCGGGGCGCUGGUGUGGGCCGUGAUGGUCAACUGCAGAGAUGAGUGGGAGGCAGGAGAGCACAAACUCCCCUGUCUUCUCGGGGUGUCGGCCGAGUCGGUGGUGCUCAUCGAGAGGUGCACUCGCAGGGUGGUGUUCAACUGCUCCUGCAGGGACGUCAUCGGCUGGAAGGCGGUGACGGAGACUAAAGAGGGGGGACCCUGCUUGGAUAUCUUCUACGAGCGAGGGGAGUCGGUGUCGAUCACGGUGAUGGAGAGCCAGGCGGAGGACAUACGAGAAGUGGUGCAGAGGCUGGAGCUGGUGACGAGGGGCUGCGAGGCGCUGGAGGUCACCCCUCUGCGUGACGGAGUCGGGCAGCCGGGCUUCCUGAUGAACGAGGAGGGUUUCGUGACGGAGCUGCAGCGGUUCUGCUACGCCGAGAGCGGAGGCCUGCAGCUGUGGGCUCGCGUGGUGCGGCUCUGCGGACACUCGUUGGUUCACCUGAGCCCCGAGGAGAGGACCAGGCUGCUCCGCACUGCGCACAAGAUCCACAUCACUGUCAUCCCGCCGGACGAGAACGGGAAGCCUCGCAGAAGUUUCUCUGAGCUGUACCUGAAAGCCAUCAAGGACGCGGAGUGCAAGCCGGGCGAGGAUCAGUCCGGAGAGGCCUGGGUGCUGGAUGAGAGGGAAGAAGAGGAGGAGGAGGAGGAAGAGGAGGAGGCCAGGGAGGACGAGCAGAAGGCAGGCGGGGUCGAUGAGGCGGACACGACGGAGGUGCAGGUGGACGCCGAAGAGGGCGAAGAGCAGCCGUGUGACAAAGGGCAAAGCGACAGAGGUCAGGGAUCGCUCCUCACGCCGCCCAGCUUACCUUUGCUACGGGCCACUUCUCUGCAGGACCAAUCAGCCAAUCAGAGCCAGGAGGGCAGCACCUCGCAGCUCACACGCAGCCUCUCUCUGGAGCGACAGCCGUCCUACAGCGACACGUGCGACGGGCAUGUGUACGACAACGUGGGGGUGAAGGCGGACCGCCACAUCUAUGAGAACCUCGGGGAGCUGAGGGACGCCACACCUGAUCUCAUCCUGGCUGUCAAACCCAAGGUUCCCUUAGAGGACGAACAGUUCAUGGCGGCUGAGUUUGGCGAUGACAAAGCUUCGGCGAGCGACUCCUCUCUCUCGUCCUCGCGGUUGUCGUGCGUGGAUCGAGCUGAAAGAAAUUCACGAGCUCUGAGUCUUCACAACUCCAUCACAAAGAUUCUCUCGGAGACCACGGAUUCCACUGAGGAGGAGUGGCAGUCCAUCGCUGACCUGGCCACAGCCUGCCGCAGCAUCCUGGAGGCUUUGUCACGAGAGGAUCGCAAAGCCGGAGACCCCUCCCAAGGAGGAGCAGACCAGACAGACGGCAAGCUGAAAGACCCAAAGGAGAGUGACUCUCCAGGCCACCUAGAAGAGAAGGUAUCGCAGCUGGAGGCCAUGCUGAAGAAGCUGCAGGAUGACCUGCAAAAGGAGAAAGAGGACAAGGCGGUGCUGCAGGCCGAGGUGCAGAGCCUCAGGCAGAACAACCAGCGGCUGCAGGAGGAGUCGCAGAGCACGGUGGCCCGCCUCAUCAAAGUCACCGAGCUGCUGUGCAACGUCAACAAGCCCUGUUAGCUUCACGGCACAAUUACGCAGAAAUCCGCGGCAUGAUGCAAACCGUACAAUGCGCUCCUGUACGCUCAACGCACUUGUUUUCUUCAUACAUAUUUGCGAAAGUAAACACACACACACACACCUAUCCUCUUCAACCUGUGUGUCAAGCACAGACUCUGUCCUGAAUCCUGGACCUGCCUGCCUGCCGGUGAGGGAGUAUGCAAAUCAAUUCAUAAAAGAGAAAAACAAAAAAAAAACAGAAAGACAUUUUCAGCAUCCAGUGACGAUCUCCACAGACUGACCAGCACAGGCUGCUGUGUUGCUAUAUGCCAGAGUGCUUCUCUUUGGUUGUGUGUAUGAUACAGUAUGUGUGUGGAUGUGCGUGUGUGUGUGUGUGUGUGUGCCGCAUGUGUGCGUGUACCUUUGCUUCAAAUACUUGACAAGCUGGGCUGAAUAGCACUUGCAUAAAAAAGUGGCAAUUAAGACUGAGAGACACUGUAUAGCAUGUUUGGUGGUGUCUUAUCCGAAAAUGACCAAAAGUGUAUAUAUACAGUAUAUCACCAAUAAUAUAUGUGAACAGUAGUAUUGCUAUCCUCCCUGCCAGACGUGUAGUUGCGAUGUCUGAGUGUGGUUCUGCCUGGCGCUUGUAGUGUGGAAGGCCUCGAUUUAAAAAAAAAAAAAAAGAAGGAAACAUGACAAUGAAGAGCCUGUAGGCAGCCUUCUACUUCAAAAGAUGUAAUGACGCUGACUGACUGGCCUCAGAGGAAGGUCCGUUACGUAAGGACGUCGUUGUUUGCCCUCUUCACUUCUCAGUAGUACUGUAAUUUAAGAAAUUCUGUUUUUAGGGAGAGACAGUGUAAAAAAAACAAACAAAUGAAUGGGAACUGGAAGGAAAAAAAAAAAGAAUGGACUGAGCAUGCCUGGACGUAUGUUUGAAAAACAGUCUUAAAGGGAUACUGAAAAAAGGGUUAUACCUCUCCUGAAGACACAGACUCAUGGCAGGAAAGAACUGCUCCAGCUUCCUUCCAUGAUUGCCUGUAGCUGUUAUCUUCUAACCUCACUAUUGUAGCAGCCAUACUGUAGAAGAUCUCCUCCUGCUGGCCUGAUCCACAGAAUGCCAAAAGGCAGCUUUUCUUUCAGCUGGCAAAAUAGCUUUAGGUGUCUGAAUAAAACACCUUGAACUAAUAGUGAAAUACAGAAUAUUGUAUUUAGAUAUGUUUUGUGUUUGGCGGAUGUCUUCGGUGACUAUUUUGGGUAAUUGUUUACUAUGGCUUAUGAGUGGUAGCGGUAAGGACAGUAGGUGAAAUCUUACCAUUCCCACCCCGGUGUGUGUUUGUGUGUGUUUCUGUGUAGUUCUUGCACUUUUUUUUGUUUUUUUCUUUCUUUUGUAAAAUCAACACUGGACAGGGCACAUACUGUACUUUAUUCAGCCUGCCCAGGUUACGUAUUACUCAACAUAAGAAGGUGGAUAAGAUCUCGUCCCCCUAACGCCACCUUUACCUCACCUUUCUGUGUCCAGUGCCGGCGGCGCCAAUAACAGUGUUCUCAGAGGAGUUGGACUGCUUCUCCUCAGUGCCAACAAAUAAAAAAAGAAAAAAAAAAAAAAAGCCCAGGCAGCUCUCCUGAAUCCCGCCGAAAUCAAAACAGAACUGACCACAAACUAAAACUGCAAACUCUGAACUCAACACAAGAAGGGAUGCCAAACGUUUGCCAGUCACUUAGACUCUGUUGUUUUCUUGUACAAAACUUCCUCUUGUAAUUUUAUUUUAGAGUCACUGUGAAUACCUGGUACCAGCAUAUUAAGAUACGGUAUAUACAGAUUAAAUUAUGAAUCUAAACUUUAUCAGUAUGUGAAGAUACUGUAUGUACAGCUGAACUGUUCCAUGUUAGUGCAUUGGGUCGUGUACGCCCUCCUUUUGCGGGAUGAUUAUGCAGAACAAUUGUCAAUCGCGGCCGUGCGGGCUCCUGUUUCAUCUCCUCCACACGCCGAAGCCUCAUGACUCAACAGGGAGAGACGCUGGUGUGAGAAGACCUGUUUUACUGUGUCUUGUACAGUAUAGUUAUUUAGAUUGUAGGAGGUUGGUCAAGCAUGAGAAUGUGCCAAGCAACUUCCGAGCUCCCCCUCUGUAUGUGUGUAUGUAUAAAAAUGUAACUUAUUAAUCAUGCAAAUGUGGAUUUUCUUGUAGCUGUUUAAACUGAAGGAGGAAAGAAAGUUGUGAGGAUGAAGUUGUGAAAUAAGGCAGAAAGGGGGGAAGGAAAAAGUGGGCUUGGUUCUGAAUUUUACUUUCUUUUGUAGAAAUCCAACAACUAUGAUAUAACAUGACAAAAUGCUAUCUGAAACUCUUAAUGUAACUAUUAUUAUCAUUCUAGUAUUGAGCUAUUUCAGCUGUAGCUCUUACAUAUUUAAUAAGGUCUUAAAACACCAUUAGGUACGCCUUAAUGAGUGAAUCUCUUCUUUCAGAGUGGAUGGUCAAACUGGUCAUACUGGUGUAAUGUGAAGGCUUAUUUCUCUGACUUUGUGCCUACCUGAAAAUGUAAUGUACGUUAACCCAGCUUAGUGAUUUCAUUUCUUUGUCUUUGGUUGCACUUGCACUGAGGUUUUUUUUUGUUGUUGUUGUUGUUGUUUUUUUUUCUUUUAUUAUUUCUUUGUGGCAGAUGAAGGAUUUUAUAAGAGACCAUUACAACAUCUGGUCUUUCAUCCGCUGUGUGAGGAAAAGUCAUUGGCUGCCACGUGAUCCGAAGAUCAGAUAAUAAUAAUAGAUGUGUGUUGUUAAUCUCGAGCAUCACUGAAGGUUCACAGCUCAACGAGUACCACAGAUUGUUCAAAGAGCCGACAAAUAUAUGAUUUUUAAAAGUGAAUUAAAAGGAAAAGGUGCUUAAAAUGA